Exophiala bonariae is the source of this 918-nucleotide messenger RNA. RefSeq lists its product as uncharacterized. Gene Ontology annotation, molecular function: isomerase activity. Gene Ontology annotation, cellular component: cytoplasm. The coding region runs from base 1 to 918 and encodes 305 amino acids. Gene Ontology annotation, biological process: biosynthetic process. NCBI's taxonomy places the organism in Eukaryota, Fungi, Ascomycota, Eurotiomycetes, Chaetothyriales, Herpotrichiellaceae. The transcript has a single exon. The record is from RefSeq and is a predicted model, not a curated record.
AUGGCUAAUCAGCUUUCCUUCCUUACCUUGGAUGUCUUCACCAAUACUCGCUACACGGGAAAUCCUUUAGCAAUUGUCAAGGUGCCACGGACGGUCACACUUUCCCAGACACAAAAGCAACGUAUUGCCCGAGAGUUUAAUCUGUCCGAAACAGUCAUCCUACACGAGCAGACUGAAGAUGACGAGGCAAACGGUGUGGCUCGAAUCGACAUCUUUACUUCUUACGCUGAAAUUCCCUUUGCCGGUCACCCUACAGUUGGAACGUCCAAUUAUCUCCUUGGUCUACUUGGUACGCCAUCCACCAAUGUGCGAACUUUGAGCACAAAGUCAGGCCUUCUGGACAUAAAGCUGAACCCAGCGAUCGAUGGUGUCCAAAUCUCGGUCGCCCACAAUGUACGGAUUCACGCCAAUCCGUUUCAAGGGGAGCAUUACGGGCAUUAUCCCGUCGUCAGUAUUGUCAAAGGCAUGACUUUUGUUCUUGCACAGCAACCUUCACUUGAAGAACUAGGCCUCCAGACCAAGAGUCUACUGGGCGCCGAGAACACCAAGACAGCCUUCAAGGCUCUAGAUGAGGGCUACCGUGCGGGCCUGGUGAUAUCCUACUUCUUCGUCGAUCUCGGCGUGAACGACGACGGUGUGCGGGACCUUCGCACUCGAUCUCACGGCAGUAGAGAGGAUCCAGCCACCGGCUCAGCGGCCAGUGCAUUGACGAGUUAUCUCUCCUUGCAAAAGGGAACGCCUGGUCGCUACAGCUACCGGAUCAUUCAAGGUGUGGAAAUGGGCCAGAAAAGUCAGAUCUUCGUCAAUGUCGGUGUCAAGGAGAAGGCGUCAGGAGAUGGUGUCGAGAUCGAAGAGGUCUUGCUCUCGGGAUCUGCUGUCCUCACUAUGCAAGGGUCUCUGCAGAUUCCUGACGAGUAA